GUGUUGGAGGACGAAAGAGCAGGUGGUGGAUCUGUGCGCCUGGACACAAGAGGAGUACAGCAUUACGAACCGGGACUAAGUUCGGAGCGGAAAGAUGGAUUCACUGCUGGACAGAUAUGAAGAUAUUAUGGGAGACGAACCCAAACCUCUGCAUCAAUACAUACGGGAGGGGCUGGAGCACUUGCAUCAAGAACAGCUCCUCUGUGAUACAACCAUCGUAGCCAAGGGCGAGCGGUUUCCCUGUCACAGAAUGCUCCUGGCCGCCAUCAACCCCUACUUCCGAGCGAUGUUCUCCAACCCUUUCCGAGAGUCUCAGGAUGGUGAGGUCCUCUUGCAAGACAUGGACCCCCCCAUUGUCCAAGCGAUGCUGAACUAUUACUACACAGAGCAGAUCACCUUGGUGCCAGGCAUGGCCCAAGACCUCUUUGUAGCGGCCAGCAGGUUCCAGAUCCUCCCACUGCUAGAGAGCUGUUCCAGAUUCCUCUUGGAACACCUUUCCUCCGAGAACUGCCUCCGCCUUUACGAGCUCGGCUAUGCGCACAGCGACCCAGCUCUGCUGCAAGAAGCCAAGAACCUGGUCAAUGCCCAUUUCCGACGCCUCUCUCAAGAGGACGAGAGCUUCCUUGACUUGAAUCCCAGCACCUUGAUGAACAUCAUCUCCUUGGACAGCCUGGCCGUCUCUUCCGAGAUCGUCGUCUACCGCGCCGUGUGGCGCUGGGUCAAAGCUCAAAGCGCCAGCCGCCUCCCUUUCUUGGGUCAGCUCUUGGCCCACGUGCGCCUCCCGCUCCUGACCGAGGAAGAGCUGAGGGAGGUCCAGACAGACGUGACCUGUCACCGGGAGCUCCGUCUGCGAUGGAAGCGCGUGAACCGCCACGAGAGGCUGCAACACAGCCGUGGGCUGAGGCGGGGGAUGUACACCACCUGCAUCGUCUGCGUGGACCUUUUCAACAUGGAGGGCCCAGAGCUGAAAACCAAAGAUUUCCAGGUGGGCUGUUACGACCCACAAGCCGAGACGUGGGGAAAGCUGCCCCUCCUGAAAUGUCUGUACUGCGCGCGCUGCGUGGCCGUGGGAGACAAGCUGUACGUCACGGGCGGGGUCCACACGGAUGACACGUAUUCAGACAUGCUGCACGAGUACAGCCCUCUAAAGGGCCGCUGGAUCCAGCUCCCUUCCAUGUCCGUGGCCCGAGCGUCCCACGGAUUUCUAGCUUGCAACCAGCAACUUUUUGCCAUUGGAGGCUGGUGUAAAUACGAGGAUUACCUCAACACGGGCGAGUGCUUCGACUUGGCCGAGAAGUCCUGGUCUCCCAUUGCCCAAAUGCCCCUGGCGCUGAGCCAUUUUGCCUCGGCCGUGCUCAAGGGCAAGCUCUACUUGGUGGGAGGGGUCACGGACUCCGUGGGCUCGUGGUACGCCUCCCGGAAGGUCCUCAUCUACCACGUCAGCGCCGACCUGUGGAGCCACGUCUUCCUGGACAACGAGUGCUACUGGUCGGGGGCCGUGGCCAUGAACAAUGGGAUUUAUGUGAUCGGAGGCUACUUCAGGAGCCGGUCCAGGCAUCACACCGAGCGCAGGCCGGAUUCGAGCAACCUGCGCUGUUCCCGGCGGUGCUUCUUCCUGGGGGAAGACGGUAAAGUGGACAAGAGUGUCACCAUCCCCAGGCUGCCCAUAGAGCUGGCAGGAGCCGGCGUGGCACGCUGGAAGCACCGGAUCUACGUCCUGGGGGGAGAGAACACCUACCUUUACAAUAACCUGGAGGGUGAAAACGACGAGGAAUACUAUAAUACUGUUUAUUACUGGGAGCCGGGAGCCCCCAAAUGGGUUCAGUGCCAGGACAGGCUGCCUUUUACCAGCUGGGGGUUGAGCGGCUUUGGGUGCACGGCCAUGAAGCUGCCCAAGAAGCCCAUCUUAGACCUUUUCCGAAAGACCUCCGUGGCUCUCACGGCGAUCGAAAUGCUGAAUUCCUAGUGGCGCCGCUGGUCUGCUUCGGUUCCCUGGAAAACAUCUCUCGGGAGAAACCAAGAGGCAGUUUUUAAUCAGAGGUCUAGAACAGAAAGAC
This is a messenger RNA of Pogona vitticeps (central bearded dragon), 2057 nucleotides long. Its product is annotated as kelch-like protein 41. The record is from RefSeq and is a predicted model, not a curated record. Gene Ontology annotation, molecular function: protein binding. NCBI's taxonomy places the organism in Eukaryota, Metazoa, Chordata, Lepidosauria, Squamata, Agamidae.